AGAGAACAAUCUUGUUUGUCAUUCUCCACUAUAAACCUCACUCACUGUCUGCCGUGCGCAGCUGUCGUUGCGCGCACUGGUGACUCCGAUCAGCGCCCUUGUUCGUGGCGCACUGAUUGACCGAACUCUGGCGCUCGGCUGCAACCGGAAUGUUGUCCCGCGCUCGUUUACUUCUUUAACACGAGCGAGUGCGGCACUCGAAGCCCGAGGGAGUGGACAGAGGGGAUCAUGAGUUGUUUGGAUGUUAUGUACCCAGCUUAUGGACAUUACACACCGUACGCGCCAGCUGCCUCCGCUUUCAUCAGCAGUUUGCCGGCUCCAGUUGGAGUGAGAAGCCCUUCUCCUCGCACGCGGGAGUUCAUGGAGAGCGUGGGCUCGUCGCAGUGCACGGACAGCACCUCUGGGGCGGCCGCUGCCUCCGCCCCCGCCGCGCCGCUACCGCAGUCCUCCUCCUCUUCCUCCUCGUACACGGCGGCCACAUCGCCAGCCGAUGAUGGCCCCAAGGAGAAGCAGGAGUCGCCCGAGGCGGAGUACCUGAACUCCCGCUGCGUCCUCUUCACCUACUACCAGGGAGACAUCAGCAGCGUGGUGGACGAGCACUUCUCCCGGGCACUCAGCUCCUACAUGGAGGGCGAGAGCAAGCGCAGGACAGCAGACACAGGCACAGCUUCUCCAAUCAACCGGCGCAGUUUCCCCCCGUCGUUCUGGGACAGUAACUACCCCUCUGCGUCCGGUCGAGGUCACUGUGACCCCGGGGUGUCCCCCUACUCCAUGGACCCCUACGCUCACAGCGCCCUGCACCCCGGCCUUCCUCACCCUCACGCUCACGGCCACGCGCACCCGCACGCCCACGGUCCCUCCGACUCCUGGAGCUACUCGCAGAGCCAGGCGUACGGGCCGCCGCGGGCCCUCCACGAACUGUACUCGGCGCCGGGCCUGGAGGCGCACUACGGGCCCCUGCUCAUGCCCGCCGUGCGACCGCCGCCGCACCUGGGCCCGCUCCCCGGCCACUACGAGGUGGGCAAGCUGGAGCACACGCCCACGUGGCCGGGCCUGCUGCCCGGCGGCGGCGACGUGGCCCAGACGCUCGCCCUAAACAUGGACCCAGGUGAGAGCGACGUCCCCUGGCGCAAGACGAGAGCCGCCGCAGAGGCGCACCACAACAGUUUCAUUGUUGCUGUGAGGACAAAUCAGGCCGGUUUCCUGUACACGUACUAAGCCUAGUCCUGUAGUCCUAGUCCUAGUCUGAGAGUGAGGGGAAACGCCAACGGAAAAAAGCAAAUUGGAUAAAAAAUGCUUUUAGUCUAGGACUAGGCUUAAACCAUGUAUGGGAAACUAGCCUAUAGAGUCUAACCAACUUUUGCUAUUUCAUGAACUGUCAAUGUCAAAAGAAAUGUCAAUGAACACAGAUAGGUCAUUUAGGUUUCAGGAAUUAUUUUUAGAAAUGUGUUCGUUGUCUGAAUUGCCAAAGAGGUAUCAUUUCAAUACUAGCACAAUAUGAUACUAUUGGGAGUCUUUACAAUUUACACACAGUAUACUUUCUCAAGUAUCGCAGUUGGAUUCUGUGAUAGAUAGGAGAACAUAGCUUUGAGUGUCCCCAAAUAAGAUCCUUAUCCUUACAAUUAUGAAUGAGUAUGCACAUCAAAUCUGUGCAUAUUGUAAAGCUAGAAAAUGUGUUUUAUUUCUCAGCUUGUGAGGAUCAGGUGUAAAGACAUCUUAAAUAAUAUUUUGAACUCAUCAGCUCUUCUCCUUAUGUAGUGUAUGUGAUACUCACACUUGCCAUCACAUCAGGCUGGAGUCUGAACUAUGCAUAGCCCACACUGUGAUGGCGUAGAAAGCGAUGUCCUGAGGGUUUAUAUGUGCCAAGCCAAAUUUAUCAUUUUUGAUAUUAUACAUAUUAUUCUAUAAUUACAAUGUGACUCUCCCUAUGACCAUAUAUGGCAUAUUAACCAGCUAUGGUUAAUGUCAGCCUGGUUUCUCCCUAACUAUAUGUAAUUACGUUGUCAACAAAUCAAACGUGUCCAUAGCAUGUAAACACGCUAAGCAGCAUCAUGUUGCGUUAGCACAGCGUUUUGUUUCCUCUUCCCGACUGAGUGUUUGGAUUAGGUUGCAGCCAUGGCGACCGCUGUCCCUUGUCCUCACGGCGGGUUCUAUUGUGUGCGUCUCUGUGUUCCGCCGCAGGCCUCCAGCACCAGAAGAAAGGCAAGGAGCUCUACUGGUUUUAACGACCGGCCGUGGCAUCGACCCGCUAUUCGCUCGAUCCAAUUAGGCCUUGGAGCAGGUCCUGCUGAAGAGCUGUGUCCUUUCAUCCCCCCUCCUCAGCCUGCCCCCCCCCCCCAUGAAGCCACAGCAACACUCCAGCUUUG
This is a messenger RNA of Alosa sapidissima (American shad), 2366 nucleotides long. RefSeq names its product vestigial-like family member 2b (gene vgll2b). The transcript has 3 exons. Lineage: Eukaryota; Metazoa; Chordata; Actinopteri; Clupeiformes; Clupeidae. The record is from RefSeq and is a predicted model, not a curated record. Gene Ontology annotation, biological process: regulation of transcription by RNA polymerase II. Bases 229 to 1218 code for a protein of 329 amino acids. Gene Ontology annotation, cellular component: nucleus.